AUGCUCAGGACCGCCCGGUUUGCGUUACCGAGGUCCGAGUAGUUUCAAGUCGGUUGCGCUGGAGCAUAAACACGAAAAAAUGUCAGAAAAUCUCAAUAAUAAACUUGCAAAAAAGUUGCAAACGGUUUUUAUACCCAAAUUUCUUUGAUUACGCAACUUUCGACGUCAUAUCCGUGCGUAAAUUUAGGCGUAGAAAUAUCAUGUGUGACUUUAAAAUUGAUAAGGUCGUGUGUGAAUUGAUUCACUGACUCAAUUGGAAAAUAGGCGAGGUAUCAAUUUUUCGAAUUCUUCUCCCAGGGCGUGUAUUGAUCACAGAACUGAGGCUGUUUAUUCGGUGAUAAGCUUCCCGUUUUUAUGAGGCGUUACUGGACUUGUCCUGGACAAAUUUGAACUGAUCUUGUUGGUUGAUAGCCUAGUCGUUGGAAAUUUAACCGGGUUACUGUAAGCGAUUUUUCCGUAACGAUUUUCUGGGAUUUUCAACAGCUCGAGGCUGUCUAAUUUAUCUAUUUUACUGGCUAUCUUCAUGUCUUCAUACAUCAAAGGCGAGAGAGAAGAGAGCGCAGAUAGGUCAGACUAUCCCAAGUCGUUCCUAACAAGUAUAGUCAUAUUUAUUGUAAAAACAUCGGACCGUGGGAUUCUCUUUGAAGUUUUUAUGACAAGGCAAAGUUUAUAGGACUAUUAUGGCCAAGUUUUGAGAUUUUUCCACUAUACGAUUUGUUUCAUAGCUUAAAAUUUGUUGUAAAAAUGGAAGAAAAAUAUGAAAAUGAAAGAUUGUCAACCUCGCCGUUUCACAAAAUUAGGCACCAAUUUAUUAAAAUUUUAUUAAAACCAGGUAGUCACUGAUACUCGGAUCAGUGGAUGGCUAGGAGUUAUUUCUAUUUUUAACCGACUAAAAACAACUUACGCAUUUAGGCAUUGUUCAUCAGAAAGCUCAGGCAAAGCAAGCAUCGACUUUUUAAAAUUUCCUACAUGCCAGUGGACCCCUAUAAGCACCACCUAGAUUAUACCCUUUAAGGGACCACUCUGACGAUCCUAAGGAAUGGUAAAAAGAAAUUGAUAAAAAUAUAUAUUUACAAGCCUCAAAUCCUAAUAAAAACUGGAAUUCCAGGAGGAAAAGCCGAGAAGAAGACCAAUGGCCCUUCGAAGAAACAAAAGUUGUAAAAAAAGUGGUGUCGAAUUUCGUCGGACCGUCCUUCUCGCCUUUCAAAAGCAGUGGUAAUUUCAACUUUGAGCGGAAAUUUUGAAGAGAAAAAGUCAGUAAGAAAUGCAGUUUCGAGAAGAAAAAUAUUUUCCGUAUGGUAAAAAAAAGUUCGGAAAAAUUUAGCUUGUUAGUAAGUGGGGUCAUUUAAAUUUAGACAGGCAUUUUGAAAAAGAAAAAGUUAAAAUUAAAAAUGAAAUGAGAUUUGAGAAAAAAAAAUGGUGUUCCCUAUGAGGCUAUGACAGGAAAAUAUGGAUGUUCUAGGAAAAAAUGUGAAAAAUCGCGCCCUUCAACAACAGGGAUAAUUUCAAUUUCAAACGGAUACUUUUCAAAAAAAAAAAUCAAAAAAAAGGACAGUGACAAAUUGAGGAGAAAAAGAUGUUCUGAUACAAAAAGUCGGAAGCAGAUGUUCCUUUUUAAACGGAAGCACGGUCGCGUGGGCGAAAUGCUUCGAAGUGCUCGAAAAUGUGUUCGCGUGGGGACCUUCUAAUGGUUGAAACAAGAUGUUUGUGAAUAAUUGCAUUGGUUUUGGAGGUGGUGGGCUGACUUUUCUUUUGAAAUUCCUAGUUGACAUAGGCAUUAAAUCAUGCUAUGAAAUGUGUUAGACUUGAAAUUUUUCGAAAAGGACCAUUUUUUUGGCGUCGAUUUUUAGAAAAAAAUUGAUAUUCUUCCAACUCGGGUUUUGUAUUGAAAAUGAAGCGAUUCAAAGAAAAAAAGGUAAAAUAUUAAAAUUUGACGUUGAAAUAACGAAAAUGAUUUUUUUGCGACACCAUUAUUUUUUUAGAAAAAAACUUUUUUUCAAGUUACCUUUUUCAGGUGCUGUUCCUCACGCUGACUUCAAAUCUGAGCUCAAAAACUUUGAAAACGUCAGAAAUUUGCUAUUUUCAACAAAAAAAUAUGAUUUUUUUGUCUAGAGGUUACUUCAAGCGCUCGUAACUUUUUCCACAGGGAUUUUAAGAGUUUUUUUGAUACCAAAUAAAAAAAUCAGCGGAAAAAAACGGCACCUAGUGAAUUUAAUUUUUUUGGAGUUUAUAUUUCAUGUCACAUUUUAUGCUAAUUCUAUUCAUAGAUCAAUGAAAAGGUUUAAAGCGCUGAAGAUAAACGAUUUCAAAGUUUCAAGAGUUUCAUAAAUUGUGGAGAAAAGUUAUUAAAAAUGAUUGUCCGUCUACAUAAUUUCCCUUUUGAAGAAAUAAAACAAACCAGCUUUACAAUUCUUUUUUUUUCACGAGUGAUCUUUCACUUAUAUUUUUGUUUCGAUCCCAUCGUGUUGUGAUCUCGAAAGCCAUGAACCAAUUAUUAGAACUUUUUCAAACUUUUUUUGCUGUUUUUGUUUGAUGAUAGAGUGUAGAAGAAUUGAAUAAACAAGAGCAAAAAAAGUUUGACGUCAAAAGGAAUCGAACCUAGCAUAGCGUCAGCGCCAUUCAAGAACCCUGCCACUUCACCACUCUCCCAGUUGCUGGUCGAGCACUCCGAGCGCGGGCAUAUACUUGGCGGCAAAACUUUGACGAGCUUUUUCUCGGUACCCUAUGGCGCUUAG
Messenger RNA from Caenorhabditis auriculariae, 2735 nucleotides. The record is from the annotation of a GenBank genome assembly. Lineage: Eukaryota; Metazoa; Nematoda; Chromadorea; Rhabditida; Rhabditidae.